GAAAUACCCGAAGCACUCCACGAGCGAUAAGCUAUCGCCUAUCGCACUCUAUCACUGAGCACGGAUCACUUGCUUCCCCCUCUCAGUUCUGCACUUCGGCUUCUGCAAACUGGAUAGGAAGGGAGCUCGGUCUCGGCCUAUGUCGACGGCGUGACCCCAUCUCGCGGCGACGACAAUUCGCUUCGUUUCGGGCAGCCACGCCCUCGACCAGCCAGAGCCGCCGCCCCAGCGCUCUCUUCAUUUAGAGUUUUCUUGGUACCAAAAGAUCAAUUCAUUGCUUGAGGAUGAAGAUGAUUAAUGCCCGCCCAUGAUAUCUCACAGGGCUCUCUUCCCAAACCCGAAUGGCUGUUCCAAUCGCAGUUACAAAGCCUGCUCCGCUUGCACGUGCAAUUCUUGUGAAAGACCCGAGUUCCACAUCCUCUUUCCGAUGCCCCUCGGUCUACUUGUGCCAUUGCAAUCCCAAAAGAAAGGAACUUCCAUUCCCCCCUAAUGCCCUUCGCCGUAAGAUUGAUCCAAACUGGCGAGGAGGGUUCUCCCUCGGUAUAGAUUUGGGAUUGUCUCGCACUGGUGUUGCUCUUAGCAAAGGCUUUUGUUUUCGCCCUCUGAUGGUUUUGGAGCUGCGAGGACAGAAGCUUGAGUUGCGGCUUCUGGACAUUGCAGAAAAGGAGGAGGCGGACGAAUUCAUCAUUGGGCUUCCUUUAUCGUCUGAUAGAAAAGAGACUGUUCAGUCUAAUAAAGUUCGCAGCGUUGCUGGAAGACUCGCGGCUCGAGCUGCGGAGAGGGGUUGGAGAGUAUAUCUGCAGGAUGAGCAUGGGACAUCAGCUGAAGCCACUUGCCAUAUGAUCAACAUAGGUGUCCAGCAGUCCGCUCGGCAAAAAAAAGCUGAUGCCUAUGCCGCGAUGAUGGUCCUAGAGAGAUAUUACUCUUUGUCAGGAGAGGAAGCUGAAUUAGUUUUGCCCAAGAGUUUAGAUUUGCGAGAGAAAUUACGGAGGGCUCCAUCCGAGGACAGCGACUUCUCUGAAUGAGUCACUGAUUGGCUAUUACAGUAACACCGACACCAAAUGCUAUGCCUUUCGAAGCAACGACAUCCAUAAUCAUGGAUUAUUUAAAAGCUAGGAAAUCAGCAGUAUCAGGGAAGUUUGUUGAUGUGCCUUUGUCCCGUUUCCAACAGAAACGAAACUAUAUAUUCUGGACUAGUUUCUUUGGAACUUACGAUGUACUUUUUCAAAGAUGGUCUCGAGUUGCCUUUAUCUGCGGCCUGGGAUAGUACCCUUUUCCAUUGAAGGGCCAAGCUGGGAAGACUUGAAGUUUAUAGGGUUGCUGAACUAAUGCCACAAUUGUAUGAUUGAAGCAAUUCAAGCUUUAAUCAGUUAUGGGGUUGUGAAAUAAUUUUUUGGUUUCAGAUACAGAAGAGUCUUCAUGUAGCGAGAAAUUCGAGUGAGAAAUUCAUUGCACAUCUCAAUCUCUUC
This is a messenger RNA of Syzygium oleosum, 1469 nucleotides long. RefSeq lists its product as uncharacterized. The transcript has 7 exons. The coding region runs from base 342 to 1025 and encodes 227 amino acids. NCBI's taxonomy places the organism in Eukaryota, Viridiplantae, Streptophyta, Magnoliopsida, Myrtales, Myrtaceae. The record is from RefSeq and is a predicted model, not a curated record. Gene Ontology annotation, biological process: rRNA 5'-end processing.